CCGACCAACACCAGAUCUUUGUAAAGAUCGUUCAAAGUUUGAAUAACAGAAACUUUCACCCAAUAAUUAAGAAGUUCUAUCUUGUAAAUAACUUUGUUUAUGUAAGAUCAUUAGAUAAUAAUGGUGAUUAAUUUCCUAUUACAUAAUACAUUCAUUUUUCAUCUCCAUUGAACAUUAAUCCGAUGACGAAAAUCCACGUAAGCCAUGACAGUAGCUCAUAUCACAUUGAAUUACCAUGCAUAAAAAAAUAAAAAAAUAAAUAAAAUAAAUAAAUCAGCUUCAAUUGAAAACUUCCACCAAAUUGCACGUACUAGAUCUAUUUAUAGAGCAUAAAUUGUCAUAGUUUAAAGCAACACUACUAAAGCCAAGAGAAAAAAAUCAGAAACAAAACACUAUCCAUCUAUUGUUAAUCCAAUAACCUACCAUUUUAUAAACUUCGAACAUGGAAAUUCUCAAAUUUGUCCUGUACAUUUCUCUGUUUGUUUCUCUAUCGUCUGCUACUAGUGUUGUUGAUUUUUGUGUUGCAGACUUUAAUUUUCCAGGUACGCCAGCCGGUUUUCCUUGUAGGAAUCCGGCAAACUUAACAACAGAUGACUUUGUUUUCUCUGGUUUGGGUGUUGCAGGCAACACAUCAAACAUCUUUGGUGUAGCUGUGACGUUUGCAAUCGAUUUGACUUUCCCCGCUUUGAAUGGGUUGGGUCUUUCCAUGUCGCGGUUAGACAUUGGUGUGGGUGGAGUUGUCCCGAUCCACUCACACAGGGUAUCAGAACUAAUCCUUGUGAUUGAAGGAGAGAUACUUGCGGGUUUUAUCGAUUCAAACGAUCAAGUAUAUUAUAAAACAUUAACCAAGGGAGACAUUAUGAUCUUCCCUCAUUCAUUACUUCACUUCCAAGUUAAUGUUGGUAAAACUCCCGCUCUUGCCUUUGUUAGCCUGAAUAGUGCAAGCCCUAAUUUUCAAAUUACAACCACUUCUCUAUUUGCCAAUGACUUACCUACCGAAGUGAUUGAGAAAAUCACUUUACUUGAUGCUACACAAGCGAAGAAGUUGAAGAGGAUCUUUGGUGGCACUAAUUGAUAUAUCUGUGAAUGUUGUCUAUUAAUGUACAUGUUGUGUACAUAAAUUUGCUCCCGUAUAAGUUAUAUGUAUUGUCAAACUUGUAAAAAUGUACGUGCAAUUAUACGUAAGAUUACGUAUGUAAACUAGAUAAAUAUGUUCCAGCAAGUAUUCAUUGUUGUAUUAUUGAGCGUCGGUUUGAUGAUUCCAUGUUUAGCAAAAUUGCGAUUUUUACAACGAUUU
This is a messenger RNA of Chenopodium quinoa (quinoa), 1297 nucleotides long. RefSeq names its product auxin-binding protein ABP19a-like. Lineage: Eukaryota; Viridiplantae; Streptophyta; Magnoliopsida; Caryophyllales; Amaranthaceae. Bases 443 to 1075 code for a protein of 210 amino acids. Gene Ontology annotation, molecular function: manganese ion binding. Gene Ontology annotation, cellular component: cell wall. The transcript has a single exon. The record is from RefSeq and is a predicted model, not a curated record.